Dama dama (fallow deer) is the source of this 1487-nucleotide messenger RNA. Its product is annotated as cytochrome P450 2G1. Gene Ontology annotation, molecular function: iron ion binding; oxidoreductase activity, acting on paired donors, with incorporation or reduction of molecular oxygen, reduced flavin or flavoprotein as one donor, and incorporation of one atom of oxygen; heme binding. Lineage: Eukaryota; Metazoa; Chordata; Mammalia; Artiodactyla; Cervidae. Bases 1 to 1485 code for a protein of 494 amino acids. The record is from RefSeq and is a predicted model, not a curated record. Gene Ontology annotation, biological process: xenobiotic metabolic process. The transcript has 9 exons. Gene Ontology annotation, cellular component: cytoplasm; intracellular membrane-bounded organelle.
AUGGAGCUGGGAGGGGCCUUCACCAUCUUUCUAGCACUCUGCUUGUCUUAUCUUCUCAUCCUCAUGGCCUGGAAACGGAUGAGCAAAGGGGGAAAGCUGCCGCCUGGUCCCACACCAAUCCCUUUCCUGGGGAACGUGUUGCAAGUUCGUACUGAUGCCACUUUUCAGUCUUUCAUGAAGCUCAAGGAGAAAUACGGUCCAGUCUUCACCGUGUACAUGGGUCCCCGGCCAGUGGUUGUUUUAUGUGGACAUGAAGCAGUGAAGGAGGCCCUGGUAGAUCGAGCAGAUGAGUUCAGUGGCCGUGGAGAACUGGCUUCAAUAGAGCGAAACUUCCAAGGUCAUGGUGUCGCUCUGGCUAAUGGAGAACGAUGGAGGAUUCUCCGACGCUUCUCCCUGACCAUUCUUCGGGACUUCGGGAUGGGAAAGAGGAGCAUUGAGGAGCGGAUCCAGGAGGAGGCCGGCUUCCUACUAGUGGAAUUACGCAAGACCAAGGGGGCUCGCAUCGAACCUACUUUCUUCCUGAGCCGCACUGUCUCCAACGUCAUCAGUUCCGUCGUCUUUGGAAGUCGCUUUGACUAUGAGGAUGAGCAGUUCCUGAAGUUGCUGCAAAUGAUCAACCAGAGUUUCAUAGAAAUGAGCACAUCCUGGGCGCAGUUGUAUGACAUGUAUUCUGGAAUCAUGCAAUAUUUGCCAGGAAGACACAAUCGCAUCUACUACUUGAUAGAGGAGCUCAAGGACUUCAUUGCCUCCAGGGUCAAGAUCAACGAAGCCUCGCUUGACCCCCAGAACCCUCGGGAUUUCAUUGAUUGCUUCCUCAUCAAGAUGCACCAGGAUAAAAACAACCCCCACACAGAAUUCAACCUCAAGAAUUUGGUCCUGACCACCCUCAACCUCUUUUUCGCUGGCACUGAGACAGUGAGCUCUACACUCCGCUAUGGAUUGCUGCUCAUGAUGAAGCAUCCUGAGGUGGAAGCCAAGAUCCAUGAAGAGAUUGACCAGGUGAUUGGACCACACCGGAUCCCAAGUGUCGAUGACCGGGCCAAGAUGCCCUACACAGAUGCCGUGAUCCAUGAGAUCCAGAGACUUACAGAUAUCGUGCCCAUGGGCGUCCCCCAUAAUGUCAUCCGGGACACUCAUUUCCGAGGCUACCUUCUGCCCAAGGGUACCGACGUCUUUCCUCUUCUUGGCUCUGUCCUCAAAGACCCCAAAUACUUCCGCUACCCAGAUGCCUUCUAUCCACAACAUUUCCUGGACGAGCAAGGCCACUUCAAGAAGAAUGAAGCCUUUGUGCCUUUUUCAUCUGGAAAGCGCAUCUGCCUGGGCGAGGCCAUGGCCCGCAUGGAACUCUUCCUCUACUUCACCUCCAUCCUUCAAAACUUCUCCCUCCGCUCUCUGGUACCACCUGCUGACAUCGACAUCACGCCCAAGGUCUCAGGCUUUGGCAACAUCCCUCCGACCUACGAGCUCUGCUUCAUGGUCCGCUGAGC